Amphimedon queenslandica is the source of this 495-nucleotide messenger RNA. RefSeq lists its product as uncharacterized. Bases 46 to 495 code for a protein of 149 amino acids. Gene Ontology annotation, molecular function: protein binding. The transcript has a single exon. The record is from RefSeq and is a predicted model, not a curated record. Lineage: Eukaryota; Metazoa; Porifera; Demospongiae; Haplosclerida; Niphatidae.
UUAUUAGUAGCAGCUGCUGCAGGAGAUUUAGGAACAUUAAUUAGUAUGAUUUAUGAAGUUGAUAUGAGUCCAGAUACUCCACUGGUAGCUGGUAUAACUCCAUUAAUGAUAGCAGCUUCAUGUGGACACAUUGAACUAGUUGAGGCAUUAAUACAAGCUGGAGCUGAUGUUAACAAGAGAAAUGAUCAAGGAGUGAAUGCACUGGAUAUAGUGAGUAAUAAUUAUUAUUAUGAUCGAUCUGAUAUUGAAGAGUUACUAAUUACCAUUACUCCAGCUGGUGAACCAGAUUCAGCAUUAAACAAUGAUGAGAUAACUAAUAGAAAACACAGCACUGUUGCUGCAAUCAAGUCAAUAUUUGGCAUGUUUAGUUCAUUUAUGAAGAAAGCUUAUGAUCCAUACUAUAGCAAGCAAAAAGAAAUACAGAUGCCUCAUAGAGUAACUGAUACACUUUAUUCAGCAAUGACAAGUGAUGAUUUGUCACAGCUUGUGUCUUAA